Messenger RNA from Grosmannia clavigera kw1407, 1350 nucleotides. RefSeq names its product FAD linked oxidase. The record is from RefSeq and is a predicted model, not a curated record. The transcript is spliced from 3 exons. Lineage: Eukaryota; Fungi; Ascomycota; Sordariomycetes; Ophiostomatales; Ophiostomataceae. Bases 1 to 1350 code for a protein of 449 amino acids. Gene Ontology annotation, molecular function: FAD binding.
AUGUCUGUUAAUACUGCUGCAGUUUUGACGACUCUCGAAGCCUUUGACAAGGCAGGCCUGAGCGAUCUGGUGACUGCCUCCGAUACGAAACUGUACAAGGCGCGCAUCGAAUCUUUCUGGUCCCUCACGGCGCAGAAGAAGCCGCACAGUAUCGUGCAUCCCAAGACCACCGAGGAUGUGGUCAAGAUCGUGAAGGCACUCGCGGCAGAGCCACAUUGCCUAUUUGCAGUUCGCGCCGGAGGCCACUCCACUUGGGGCGCGAGCAACACGGAUGGCGGGAUCCUAAUAGAUCUGGGUCUUCACAUGCAUGGAGCCACAGUGCACAAUGACAAGGGCAUUGUCUCAUUGCUUCCGGGAACAAAAUGGAGCGAGGCCUACCAGGAUAUCGCUGCAGAGAAUAUCUCCAUUGCUGGAGGCCGCACAGCCUCUGUUGGCGUGUCGGGACUGCUCACCGGCGGUGGCAUCUGGUGGUAUAUUCCACGCGUCGGGUUUGGCUGUGACCAGAUUGUCAAUGCAGAAAUUGUGCUGUCCGAUGGGCGAGUCGUCAGCGCCAACAGGGACGAGAACAGUGACCUGUGGCGGGCACUGAAAGGAGCUAGUGCGGGCAACUUUGGUAUCGUCACCCGUUUUGACGCGAAGACUAUCGGCUGGGAAGGCUUGUGGGGUGGUAUGCUUCUUUCAGAGCCGACGGAGGCAAACAUGCGGCGGCACAUCCAGUCCAUGAAAAACUUUACAAACGGAAGCGAGUCCAGGCCAAACAGCUCCUAUAUUGUGCUGUGGAACUAUGAGCCAACGACGUUCAAGGACAUCAUUAUCACCAGCUUCGCUGCCAAUACAAAGGGCGAAGAAAACCCACCGGAGCUCGAGGAGCUGCUGGCGAUCCCGGCCACUGUGAAGGAUUUCAAGCACACAACCCUUGCCGAUUUUGCCAAGACUAUGGAGCAGCCGGAAAGCUACUACAACUUCUGGUUCACGACCACCUUCCUCAACGACGAUCGCAUCAUGGCAAAGGCAGUCGAAGCACACAUGUCGGCGGUGGCAAAGAACAAAAAAGUCAGCAAGACGGGCAAGGCCGAAAUGCUGUCGAUGUUGCUCUCGGUCAACGUCAGCGAGGAAGAGAUCUGCGACUACGGCUACGAGGUGGCAAAAGAGUACCUGAAAGAGGUCGACGAUUACGCCAAGUCGGUGGAUGGGUAUAUACCGUGGACAUACUUCAACUAUGCGGACAAGGCGCAGAACCCAAUGGCCAAACUUCUGGAUCCAGAGAAUCUAAAAGCUGUUGCAGCCAAAUAUGACCCUGAGGGCAUCUUUCAGACCCGGACACCUGGGUUCAAGGUUUCCCAGAGCUGA